This is a messenger RNA of Neurospora crassa OR74A, 399 nucleotides long. RefSeq lists its product as hypothetical. The coding region runs from base 1 to 399 and encodes 132 amino acids. The transcript has 3 exons. The record is from RefSeq and is a predicted model, not a curated record. NCBI's taxonomy places the organism in Eukaryota, Fungi, Ascomycota, Sordariomycetes, Sordariales, Sordariaceae.
AUGGAUCAAACAUCGGCUACGGGUGCUGCUGCGGCUGCCUCAGCAGCACCCACAGCUUCAUCGGCUGUCCCAGCUGCACCCGCAGCACCACCAGCUGCUCCGGUUGCCCCGGCCCCAUCAACUUGCUCUUGCCCGGCUCGCAACCAGCGGGUCCGGGGUGAAGUUGCUAAGAGUGUCGAGGACGCUCCCGGGCGCUCUGCCAUGUGGAGUCCGUACCCUCGCCUCAGCCGACGCUCCAAGUUUACAGAUUUGAUGUCUCGCGAGUCUGGUUGGACUGUACAAGGGCCCUCUGACGGCCGGCUCCGCGACGUUUCCCUUCUCGGCUAUCUACUUCCCAACUUACUCCCACCUAAAGAAGGGACCUUUUCGGCGAGUCAAAGACCAAGAAGGCCGGCCUAA